AUGGCUGCCGCAGUAGGCAAGUCGGAGGAGCCGUCGAGGGACGGUUCCGCCAGCUCCAUUGCGACCACGCCCGAGCCUGAGGCCGAGUCUUAUACCGCGCAGGAACACCCCCAGCAGCAGCAGAAGCGCAAGGGUGGGCGUAAACCUAAUUGCACCGUCCGCGCCAUGUCUCGCCCUCCACUAACCAAGCGUCGCAAGAUCUAUGCCACCUCUGAGGAGCGCAAGCAGCGGAACCGGCAGGCCCAGGCCGCCUUCCGCGAGCGCCGCACCGAGUAUAUCAAGCAAUUGGAGAGUACAAUCAAGCACCACGAGGAGACGCUGCAAACCCUGCAGCAGAACCAUCGCAGUGCUGCCGAUGAAUGUUUGAUGCUGCGCUACAAGAACUCGUUGCUGGAGCGGAUCCUGCUGGAGAAAGGUAUUGAUGUGCAGGCGGAGCUUCGUGCGAAGACUGGCAGUCCGCACCUUGGCCCGGCCCGCGUGCCGCCUCCUGGAUCCGCGCCUCAACCGCCGCCGAUGCAGCGUGCGAUCAUGAACCGACAUCAGCAAGCAAGGCGCUCUUACCAAGGCUUCCCGCAAAAGGUUGAAGGUGUGCUUGGCUCGCCGCUUGCUCAGCCCGAUGGUGCUGUUCCAAACCAUUCACCACAUUCACAGCCUACCCCAGCUUCCCACAUAUCGUCGCCCUCGACCACGGCGACCAAGUCCCCAAACUUCAUCCCCACAAUUUCCCCAAACAUUGGUCCUGUGUCUCAGUCUCAACAGCAGCCCCCGCUGCGACCGCAGCCCCCGCCGCCUAGAUCGCAGUAUAAUCCCCUCCCGGGGCACCGACACUCGCUCAGCGCGCAGUACCCCUCGACCGGCGGCAUGUCAGGCGCAUCGGCAUCAAGUGCAGCAGGGAACGGUUUGACGGGCACUGCGAAUGGUGGAGGACCGUCCUCGUACUACCCGUCGCCGUUCCAAAGCCACAUGGAUCAGCUCGGCAAGUUGUCCCGUCCCAUUUUGCGUGCUCUUAUGCAUAGAGCUUUUACAGAACAGGAGUACGAUGCGCAAGCCGACAUGAUCGACGACCAAGACCCCAGCGAACGCUCCGCCGGCACCGGCCCUUAUUCGCAAUCCUUUCCGCCGCACAUACAACCUCAGACGGCCCCGCACCUGCAGGCCCAGGGCUCGGGGCAAUUGGUGCCCCAGCAGUAUCAGAACGGGGAUUCGCAGUACACCUCGCCCGCCGCGCUGCAGCCAGCAGACGCCCAUGGCAACAACGCCAUGUACGGCAACCUGAACCACGGCUUCGACCCUUACGACCCGAUUCUCGAUGCAGAUCCGUUUGGCCUGUCAGCCAGCAUGCACUUCCCGACGCAGUUCUCGUACCAGGCGAGUUGA
This is a messenger RNA of Aplosporella prunicola CBS 121167, 1377 nucleotides long. RefSeq lists its product as uncharacterized. The record is from RefSeq and is a predicted model, not a curated record. The transcript is spliced from 4 exons. Bases 1 to 1377 code for a protein of 458 amino acids. Lineage: Eukaryota; Fungi; Ascomycota; Dothideomycetes; Botryosphaeriales; Aplosporellaceae. Gene Ontology annotation, molecular function: DNA-binding transcription activator activity, RNA polymerase II-specific; transcription cis-regulatory region binding. Gene Ontology annotation, cellular component: RNA polymerase II transcription regulator complex.